Messenger RNA from Nerophis lumbriciformis (worm pipefish), 6026 nucleotides. RefSeq names its product junctophilin 3b (gene jph3b). The record is from RefSeq and is a predicted model, not a curated record. Lineage: Eukaryota; Metazoa; Chordata; Actinopteri; Syngnathiformes; Syngnathidae. Gene Ontology annotation, biological process: regulation of synaptic plasticity. Gene Ontology annotation, cellular component: junctional membrane complex; plasma membrane; endoplasmic reticulum membrane.
UGAGCAGAUUUUCUCGGAGAGAGCGACAUAUACAGGGAAAGCGAGCACACCGGAGAUCCAGCUAUAGGAUAAGAAGGAAUUGUGGAAGCAAGGCAGGGAGGUCGUGCGUCAGCAGCCGCUUCUCCACAGGGAAACAUGAUGAUCAGGAGAUGCUGAGGAGGGCAAGAGCAAAACAGGAUCAUAUAGAUGGAUGUUAUCUCAUCAAGCAGGCACGCUGAAAGCAACCCACGCACAGGAUAAACCACUUAUGGACGCAGUGGAUUAAAGAUCUACGCAACAGACUAAGAAAGAGGGACAGGAGGAACACAGGAGAAGAUAUUCAUUUAUAUCUAUUGUCGUGUACGCAUUUGCUGCCAGUGUGUGUGUGUGUGUGUGUGUGUGUGUCUGUGUGAAAGGCAGGAGACCGCAUUGCUGUUUUCCGGAACCACACAGCAGACCAAAAAGCAGCCUAGUACAUUUAUUUUAUUUAUGUUUGUCCCUCCUUUUUGUGUCCCAUGUCUUUGCGUGUGCACUGUGUGUCGGUGUGUGUGUGUGUGUGAGAGGCGAGAAGUGAGCGACACACAGACUUCAAAAAGUGCAAUUGAAGACAAACGUCAAUUCUUCUGGAUUGAUCAUGUUUCAUGUCGGGGGUCUCGGUCCUAAAGGUGGAAGCCUGAGCCUGCAUGUUUGAAGAACUGCCGUUUGGGAGUCUUCUAGAGGAGGAGGAGGAGGAGGAGGAGGAGGAGGAGGGAUCGCAGAGGGCUGAAAGGCGGAAAUGAGCGGUAUGGACUGUGUGGACGGGCCCUCCGUGGACUGCUGUGGCGUCCACCAAGUUUCAUCUCUUGCUCUGAGAGAAUAAUGGCAGUGCUGGCACCGCCUUCCUCUUUUCUCACCUGCACUUGAUGCAGAGUUGCAAGCGGGUGCUAGAAAGAGUGCGCCAGGAGGAUGGUGUGAACCGUCCGCCAGGAGACUCGUGACACCGACGUGCCGGGCCAUCUUGUUUCUGACAAAGCUGACAGUAUCAGAGCUCAGAAGCUGAUGUUGAACUGAGUGGGAGUUGUCUCCCUCCCACUCACUACUCCCUCUUCUUCUUCUCCUCGCUCGGCCUCCUCCUCCUCAAACCUUGGACUGAUCCUAGCACCAACCUGUCCUCCUCCUUACUCCCUGUCUUUUCUUUUUCUUUUCUUUUUGUUUUUGUCGAGGCUUCAGGGGAUUUGCCAAGACCUGUUUCAUGCAUGUCCACUGGAGGCAGAUUCAACUUUGACGAUGGGGGGUCAUACUGCGGAGGGUGGGAGGAUGGCAAGGCGCACGGCCACGGGAUAUGCACGGGACCCAAGGGCCAGGGGGAGUACUGUGGGUCCUGGGCCCACGGCUUUGAGCUGUUGGGCGUCUACACCUGGCCCAGCGGGAACACUUACCAGGGCACCUGGGGACAGGGCAAGAGACACGGCGUGGGCGUCGAGAACAAGGGCAGAUGGGUCUACAAAGGGGAGUGGACGCACGGCUUUAAGGGACGCUACGGCGUAAGGGAGAGCACCGGGAUGAGCGGGAAGUACGAGGGGACUUGGAACAAUGGGCUGCAGGACGGAUACGGCACUGAGACGUACUCUGAUGGAGGCACAUUUCAGGGCCAGUGGGUUGGCGGGAUGCGGCACGGCUACGGUGUUCGCCAAAGUGUCCCCUACGGCAUGGCGGCGGUCAUCCGCUCCCCCCUCCGUACAUCCAUCAACUCUCUCCGCUCCAGCUCGGAACACAGCAACGGUACAGCGCUCCUCGACCGAACUACCGUGGCCGUUCCCGGUCCUCCCCCGGUUCCCGGCACCCUGUCCACCAGCGUCUCCAUGUGCAGCACCGGAAGCAGCGGCAGCAGCCCCGCCGUGUCUCGAGGAGGCUUCGUCCUGACGGCACACAGCGAAGCUGAGCUUCUAAAGGGAAAGAGAAAGAGUGGGCUGUUCAGGAGGUCUAUUCUGUCCGGGCUUAAGCUGAGGAAAUCGGAGUCCAGGAGCUCUCUGGCCUCCCAGAGGUCUAAACAGAGCUCAUUCCGCAGCGAGGCAGGGAUGAGUACUGUGUCUUCAGCUGCAUCUGACAUCAACUCUACUAUCAGCCUUGGAGAUGCAGAUGCAGAGUUGGUAGUGGCUGAUGACGACGUGGACGCCACAGCGACGGAGACCUACUGCGGGGAGUGGAAGAACGACAAGAGGACUGGAUUCGGAGUGAGCCGGAGGUCUGAUGGUCUACAGUAUGAGGGGGAGUGGCUCAGCAACAAACGCCACGGCUAUGGCUGCACCGCUUUCCCCGAUGGUACUAAAGAGGAGGGGAAGUACAAGCAGAACAUCCUAGUGAGUGGCAAGAGGAAGAACCUGAUCCCUCUCCGGGCCAGUAAGAUCCGAGAGAAGGUUGACCGAGCUGUGGAAGGAGCACAGAAGACAGCAGACAUCGCCCGACAGAAAGCUGAAAUCGCCCUGUCCAGGACGGCUCAUGCGCAGGGUAAAGCAGAGGCAGCAGUUGGAGCGGCUCAGAAAGCUCAGGAGGAGAGUCGCAUGGCCAGAGUCACCGCCAAGCAGUUCUCCCCUUCGUUCCAGCAUCCCGGAAAUGGCAUGGAGGUGCAGCGUCCAAAAUGUCAAGUGUCGAGCGAGGUGGAGGGUGAGGGCUUGUCGAGUAGCGCUGGAACCGCAGACAGCCCCGACCUCUACGUGAAGAGCACGGGCUCAGAUGACCCCUCCAACGCCACACCAGAUCUAAGUCCCUCUUCUUCCUCACCUCAACACACCCCUCCUCCCCCCAUCAGGCCAUCCCAGCGCAGCAAAAGUGCUCGCUUCCACCGGCAGAGCGCUGUUGACCACGGAGACCGAGGGAAGGAGGGAGGAGAACGAGGGGAAAAGGGGGGAUCUGGAGGGCAGACGGAAAUCCAGGUGUUGAUAGAGCGAGGCGGCAGAGAGGGCGAGGGUGCGGGGAAGGUGGAGUACAUGAGGGCCAAAAGCUAUAGUGAGGAAAAAAAGAAAGGGAUGUUGCACAAAGCAGGAGGAGGAGUCAUCGGGCAAGGAGUUGGCAGGACCAAUGGACACAAACACAGCUCCUCCAAUCACAAGUCCCGGGGCCACGGCUCAUCCAAUCAUAAACAAGCCAGAGGAGACAGAUGGACAGAGACGUCCCCUUCUGCCUCUUGGACGUCUGGGCAGCGGGGGGCGCACUGCAGGGGAGGACGGCUCCUCGAGCAGGAUGAAGAGAAAAUGAGCAACUAUGAAAUGGAGAUGAAGCCUUUACAGCCCAGAGACUCCACUACCCACAAGCCCCAUGGGCACGGGGAGGAGAAGCACGGGGAGGGGGGCUCACACACCUUGCAAAGACAGAGGCAUAAGAGAGAGGGGAAAGAAGGGAGGGAGAGUAAAGACCAGCUGGAGAGCGGACAUCUGGGAGAGAAGAUGGAUUCUCGGCCUAUACGACGGGACCUGACCCUCUCCCCCCCUCUUAAGUCCUCCCCCAUCGCUUCAGAGCAGCAGGACCACAGACUCACACAGAGCAAAGGCCACUCAGCCUACAGCGCCAUCCUGGUCGCCAUGGUGAUUCUGCUCAACAUCGGAGUGGCUAUUUUGUUUAUCCACUUUUUUAUUUAACAACAGCUUUGCUUUUUGGAAUGACUCUGCACAGGCUACGACUAUAAAUGUUAUCACAAGGGACCUGCUGCCCCUUUGUGUUCGUUGGCGACUGCAGCCGCCUGGAGGGGAGAUCGAGGGCUACAAUGCAUUUAUGUCCCCUGGCCCCACAAAAAAAAAUUGGGCUUCAGUUGGCUAAUUUGCAAGUGUGUUCACAAGUGCGGUACAUACAGUAGCACGAUGACAUGGAUGUAAGAAGGUGACUGGACUGCAUUAGAAACUGGACUAAGGUGAGCCAAUUCCUAGGCCAUUGUGGCAAGUAAUGCCUGCUUCCACUGUCUGGACACAAAACUUUUUUUCAUCUUGAAAUCAUAGUUUUCAACAGAUUUCUAACUCAUUUCUUUAUUUCUCUCAUGUAUAAGUUGAUGGCGAUAUUAUUUAUUUUGUAAACCUUAUACGACACUAGCUUUUUGGUUCUUCCGUUUGCUGAGUUGUUCUUCUUUUUCUGAUGAUGAUGAUGAUGUGUUGCGUUCGUCGGUGUCAGGAGAGACAACAGAUGCAGGAGAGCUAACCUUGGCAUACACCAACACAUAUGCACACACUAUUUGCUUGUUUUCCCCAUCCCACCCUUCAUUCCGCACCACUUGUGUGUGAGUAAAGUGCAUGACGAUGUGCCUCCGCAAAGCCACGGCAUGUUUGCAGGGAGCACAGAGACAAGCAUCUCAUGAGGACGCGCUCACUACUCAUCCACACCCAGCCUACCACCGUCCUCUCUCCCCGUCUCUCCCUCCUACUCUUUCCCACCUCCACACACACACACCGGUCGGUGAGCUGUGCUUCCUCUGAGUUGGUGGUAAUUUAGGACAAAUCAUCCUUGGCAAAGCCCAACUCCUGCUGCCUGCUGUGCAACUUGGCAGAGGCUUUUGGAGACAUCAUUUUCAAGUGUAUGUAGGAUUGUGGACUUAGGAUACAAAAAAACAUAUUUUUUUCCAACUGAAUUGAACCUAAUGACAACUUUUCUAAGGGUUCACCAAAAAAAACCUGCCUCGGUUUUGUUGUAGAGACAACCAUGAUAAUUGGUUCAUUUAUCAGUUGAUAGUCGAUUAAAUUAACAACCUCUUGACGCAUUUGAGACAAAAAUGGAGGGCUCUACUUGACUGUAACCAGCAGAGGUUCUGUCAAUUCAUCUUCAACUGGUUUGUCGUCAGCUCUAAUAAUACCCAACCACUUAGUGCAGGCAUAUUAAACUAAAUUCUUUUGGGACCACAAUUCCAGAAAGCUAUCACUCUUAUUUUGUAUAUUACGGAGAACAAUCAUCCUCUCCAGUAGACGUUUGUUUUUGGUCUAUUUAUUUUGUUACAGUUACAGGAGCGCUCUGUUGUUUUUAGGAAUAUGCUGCAAAAAUGUGAGUCUUUGUAACUUUGUUUGAACUAAACUCGCCAGCCACCAGUUGAAUAGUUGCGAUCGGUAGGUCGUGAGUUCAAACCCCGGCCGAGUCAUACCAAAGACUAUAAAAAUGGGACCCAUUACCUCCCCUGCUUGGCACUCAGCAUCAAGGGUUGGAAUUGGGGGUUAAAUCACCAAAAUGAUUCCCGAGCAAGGCCACCGCUGCUGCUCACUGCUCCCCUCACCUCCCAGAGGGUGGAACAAGGGGGUGGGUCAAAUGCAGAGGGUAAUUUCACCACACCUAGUGUGGGUGUGACUAUCAGUGGUACUUUAACUUUAACUUUAUUAGCCCGAAUGAUGGGGAAAAAAGGUCCUAAAAACCUUAAGGAACACCACUAGUAUAAUUAAAGAAGUUGGACAAUAGAUUACUGACAGCAUCUGAAGUAAACAAGCUAUAGCAACACCAUUAUGGUUUUUUUGGAGUUUUUUUUCUACAUUUACAUAACAUGUGGUUCUUUGGUCUACAUUUGGUAUAGAUUAUGUUUUACAGACCAUUAUUGACAGUCUUUUCAGAAUGCACCGUUUUAUAGGUGGUCUUAUUUAUUUAUUUACAUACAUAUAUUAUUUAUCUCAGCCAUAUCUCCAUGGGUUGGAUUUAAAAAAUGGGAGUUAUGAGGAUCCCAAAUAUACAAAAACAGGUAAGAAAAGUUUGUUUUGUAAAAUAUCAGAAUCAGCUUAUUUGGCCAAGGAUGUUUAAAACACAAGACAUUUGACUUGGUGGACUGUGCUGACCCAUUUCCUUACAUAAAUCACUCUACCAAAAAAAAAAUUGUCACUGCCAAAAAGGAGAGGACUUAAAGGUUUGACUUGAGGAACACCUCAGUUAUGUAAAUCACACGUUUGGACCCCAGUGAUCUAUGUUUGCUAGCAAAGUUAAAAUGUCAAUGCAAGGAUCUACCAAUGUGUUUAUAGUGACCCAAGUUCCUCUAUACAACAGGAGCACUGUAAUGUUUUUAGGAAUUUGCUACAAAAAUGUUUGUCUCUCAAGUUUUGAACUGAACUUGGGGG